AUGAACAAACUGCAUGACACCAACUUCCUUGCUUAUCAUACACCUAGAUCAUGGACGGAAGGGGCCAGCGAGAAGGCGCAGAUUCCUGACAUAUUGCAUGUCCUGACCAGAGAGAGAAGUAUAACAGGCACUAGAGGAGAGCUCACUAUCUUCUUUGAGGGCUAUUCCACGAGGUUCACUGUCGGCUACACUGUUCUCCAAAUACGAACUUAG
Aspergillus nidulans FGSC A4 is the source of this 213-nucleotide messenger RNA. RefSeq lists its product as uncharacterized. The coding region runs from base 1 to 213 and encodes 70 amino acids. Lineage: Eukaryota; Fungi; Ascomycota; Eurotiomycetes; Eurotiales; Aspergillaceae. The record is from RefSeq and is a predicted model, not a curated record. The transcript is spliced from 2 exons.